UGAGCUUUGUGGAUUUUUUUCAACCAAAUGCCAGUAGAAAAGACAGUAUUCACAGCUUGCGAGACCUGCUAUGUGCAGGUUCCACAGGGCAGACUGCAGGACUUGAGUAUGUGCUGGAUUUUGGUAUCCAUGGGCAGUCCCCCACAUAUACUGGUGGGCAACUGUACUCAAAAAGACAUCCUGCCUAAAGGAUGGAGAAAUUUGCUGGUGGCCACGUGGCAGGACAGAGAGUGUGAGGAGAGGAAAUGUGUUGCGCACAGGCCCAAGCAUGAGGAGUCCGACUUUGCAUGUAGGUUCUACUUCUUUGUUUGUUCUUCAUAUACUCUAGGCUGUUUUCUGUGGUGUAGUCCAAAAGCCAUGUAGACCGCCUACUCUUUGAAGGUGUCUAGUAAGACAGCGGCAAUAUUGAAAGUUUGUAAAGACUAGAACCGUGUGUGUUGUAACAGAAAGAAGAAUGGAAGUCUUCCAGGAACUUCGUAAACCAUCAACACAUUUGGAGUGUGACCACUGCAGUUUCAGAGGCACAGACUAUGAAAAUGUGCAAAUCCAUAUGGGUACCAUCCAUCCAGAAUUUUGUGACGAAAUGGACGCUGGUGGGUUAGGUAAAAUGAUAUUCUACCAGAAAAGUGCAAAGCUAUUUCACUGCCAUAAAUGCUUCUUCACCAGCAAAAUGUACUCUAAUGUGUACUAUCAUAUCACAUCCAAACAUGCAGCCCCAGAAAAGUGGAUUGAUAAACCAAAAAAUCAGUUGAACAAAGAAACAGAGCCUGUGAAAAGCCCUCCUCUACCUGAACACCAGAAAACAUCAUCUAAUUCAGCAGAACUCCUGAAACCCAUACCUGCCCUUUCUGUAGACGCACAGAAACCUGGUCCAGUUUUGUCUCCAGAGUCACCACAGCCCACUCCUCUUACUCCCCUGGAGCCUGAGAAACCUGGCCCUGUUGUUUCUCCUGAGCUGCAGACAUCUCUUCCUUCUCCUGAACCUUCACAGCCUGCCCCCGUUUCUUCUCCUGAACUUAAACCAGUCCCUGGUGUUUGCGAAUCUCAGAAGCCUGUCCCUGUUCCUUCUCCAGAACCUCAGAAACUUGCCCCUGUAUCUCCUGACCCAGUAAAGGCUACUCUCACUAAUCCCAAACCGCAGAAACACUCUCAUUUCCCAGAAACAUUGGGGCCACCUUCAGCCUCAUCUCCAGAGUCACCAGUUCUGGCUGCUUCCCCUGAACCUUGGGCACCAUCCCCAACUGCAUCUCCAGAAUCUCGGAAACCAGCCCGGACUACUUCCCCCGAGCCAAGGAAGCCAUCCCCAUCAGGGUCUCCUGAACCUUGGAAGCCAUUCCCUGCUGUCUCCCCAGAGCCUAGGAGACCAGCCCCAGCUGUGUCCCCAGGUUCUUGGAAGCCAGGGCCACCUGGGUCCCCUCGGCCUUGGAAAUCCAGUUCUCCGGCAUCAUCGGGACCUUGGAAGCCAGCUAAACCUGCUCCGUCAGUGUCUCCUGGACCUUGGAAACCAAUUCCUUCUAUAUCACCUGGGCCUUGGAAACCUACUCCAUCUAUGUCCCCUGCGUCCUGGAAGUCCUCAUCAGUCUCACCUGGUUCCUGGAAAUCUCCCCCUGCGUCUCCUGAGUCAUGGAAGUCUGGCCCGCCAGAACUCCGAAAGACAGCCCCCACAUUGUCACCUGAACAUUGGAAGGCAGUCCCCCCUAUGUCUCCUGAGCUUCGCAAACCAGGCCCACCACUAUCUCCAGAGGUCCGUAGUCCAGCGGGAUCUCCAGAACUCAGAAAGCCCUCAGCGUCACCAGACCUUUGGAAGCUUUCUCCUGAUCAGCGGAAAACUUCUACUUCGCUAGAUUUCCCUGAGUCCCAGAAAAGUUCCCGUGGUGGUUCUCCUGAUCUCUGGAAAUCUUCCUUUUUUAUUGAACCGCAGAAACCUGCUGUCUUGUCCGAGACACGAAAACCAGGUCCUUCUGGGCCAUCUGAGUCCCCCAAAGCAGCCUCAGAUAUCUGGAAGCCUGUUCUCUCUAUUGAUACUGAGCCUAGAAAACCUGCUCUGUUUCCGGAGUCCACCAAAACAGCCCCUCCUGCUUCUCCUGAACCACGAAAACGUGCCCUCUUUCCAGAGCCCCGGAAGCAUGCCUUCGAACUUCCCAAAGCUGCUGCAUUCCCAGAGUCUCAGAAGGCAGUUGAGCUUGGUGAUGAACUACAGAUAGAUGCCACAGAUGAGCAGAAGUGUGAUAUUUUGGGUCAGGAAGAACUUCUGACUACACCUAAGAAACUCUUGGAAGAAACUUUGUUUCCUUCCUCAAAGAAGCUCAAGAAAGACAACCAGGAGAGCUCAGAUGCCGAGCUUAGCAGCAGUGAGUAUAUAAAAACGGACUUGGAUGCAAUAGACAUUAAGGGCCAAGAAUCGAGUAGUGAUCAAGAGCAAGUUGAUGUGGAAUCUAUUGACUUUAGUAAAGAGAACAAAAUAGACAUGACUGGUCCAGAGCAGUCCAAAAGUGUGCUACAAUUUACUGAGGAAAAAGAAGCUUUUAUCUCUGAAGAGGAGAUUGCAAAAUACAUGAAGCGUGGAAAAGGAAAGUAUUAUUGCAAAAUCUGUUGCUGCCGUGCUAUGAAAAAAGGUGCUGUCUUGCAUCAUUUGGUUAAUAAGCAUAAUGUUCAUAGCCCUUACAAAUGCACAAUUUGUGGGAAAGCUUUUCUUCUGGAAUCUCUCCUUAAAAAUCAUGUAGCAGCUCAUGGGCAAAGUUUACUUAAAUGUCCACGUUGUAAUUUUGAGUCAAAUUUCCCAAGAGGCUUUAAGAAACACUUAACUCAUUGUCAAAGCCGGCAUAACGAAGAAGCAAAUAAAAAGCUGAUGGAAGCUCUCGAACCACCCCUGGAGGAGCAGCAGAUCUGAUUUUUAAACACUGUGACUCUGGCCUUCAGAGUUGUUUGUCUGAAGCCAUUCUUUGACAGUGUAGCUUGUUAAGUAGCCUAGUUGGAGCAGUAGUGUUUGACUGUCUGAAUUGUGUCACCAAGAAUGGACAUUUGCUUAUUUUCUUUGUGGCAUGUGCUUAUCUUACAAAUCAAUAAAUUUCUACUGUAUACUCCA
Messenger RNA from Carlito syrichta (Philippine tarsier), 3085 nucleotides. It is a transcript of the gene CHAMP1, whose product is annotated as chromosome alignment maintaining phosphoprotein 1. The transcript has 3 exons. Lineage: Eukaryota; Metazoa; Chordata; Mammalia; Primates; Tarsiidae. The record is from RefSeq and is a predicted model, not a curated record. Gene Ontology annotation, cellular component: spindle; nucleoplasm. Bases 455 to 2890 code for a protein of 811 amino acids. Gene Ontology annotation, biological process: sister chromatid biorientation; protein localization to microtubule; protein localization to kinetochore.